Galleria mellonella (greater wax moth) is the source of this 3959-nucleotide messenger RNA. RefSeq lists its product as uncharacterized. The transcript is spliced from 13 exons. NCBI's taxonomy places the organism in Eukaryota, Metazoa, Arthropoda, Insecta, Lepidoptera, Pyralidae. Gene Ontology annotation, biological process: signal transduction. The record is from RefSeq and is a predicted model, not a curated record. Bases 198 to 3917 code for a protein of 1239 amino acids.
AGUCCCGCGCCAGCGCCGCCAGCGCCGCCAGCGCCGGCCCGCACCGCGAGCACACCCUAUCCAGUUCACGGUCGCUCUAUUAACGGACGGCUAUUUCGGCGCAUCAUUCCGAACGUAGUGUUCAGUUUCGCGCGGGCAGGUGUGCGCAGGUCGAAAUGCGAGCCACCCCCACGUCUUGACACAUGUGAGCCGCGGCCAUGGAACGGCGUCGUCGUUCACGCCUCGACGCGUCGGAACCCAUGACGAAGGUAGUGCGACGCCGGGAGAAGCCGCGCGAGCGGUGGCUCCUCACCCGUAAAACAUGGAAAUACAUGUCGGAUGCAGGACGCCGGUUGAUACCAGAAGGUGCACAGAACCGGGCUGAAGAUGUGCCGCGUAUAGAGGCGUAUUUUCAGGAGGUGUGCGCCAAAGAGCCUAAGUUCUUGCUUUGGAGAAAGAGCUCGUAUCCUGGAGCGAUACCGCGGCCACGGCGUAAAAAACGUCCGCGCGGUGGCUCCGUUAGGGCGAGGUCACCGUCCGAUGAUAUCCCGCCCCCAGUGCGUCCCACUGAUCUAUUCAUUAGUCACACCUCUGGUGGACGCUUUGAUAUCGCUAAACUCAGGCGAGAUUUCUUCGCGGCCCCACCUCCUUUAGCUUCCACCUCGGGAUUUAGCCAAGGAAAAAGAGUAACCGAUAGAGUCUCAACACUAGCACCCGUUGAGGAUGAAGAAAACAAUCUAGUCGAUUUAUUGCGCAAGUACCUGAAAUUAGAAGAAGAAGCGGGAGUUACCAAAGUAUCAGAAAGUGAAGAGUUAGUGCGGUCUCUGCGAAAGUAUCUAAAACGGGAAUCGGAACGCACUCCCACCGAUACUGAUGCAGAUCCAACUCAGCGGACUCUACUAGAGAACCUCAGCAGAUAUUACGGUAGAUCGGCGAAUAGGGACCAUAUAGUGCAGGAUAUAUUGACCGAUAGGAAUCUUUUAAAAAGACUAUAUCAUGACCUUCGUAAAACGAAGCCGUAUAGAGGCGGCAGGAGUGGCGGCGGAGCUGGUGCCGGUGGUAGUGGUUACGGACCUAGUGGUUAUUCAAGUGCAAAUAAUGCUUGUGCGCGAAAUUUACUGCGUCCACGAACUUUUGGUUUUAUACGUAAUAAUGAUGGUGAGGACUCAUUACUGUCACCGCCGAUGUCUCCGCCACCGCUCAUCGAAGUUUUCGGUGAGUCACUAGAAGACAAGUAUGUGGAUUGUGGAACACAGACUGAUCCUGUGCCGGAGGAAGUCUUGUUCGAGCUGGAGAGGUCGUAUAGGGAGAAGCAGGAAGUGGCAACGGUACCAACGAGCCCUACAAGUCCACCACCGGACCGGAGACCUACACGGCGGCGUUCUAGCGUAGACCACGACGACGUAUCUCAAUCAGUUAGCGAUACAAUUAAACGUUAUUUGCGAAUGGCUAGAAAGAAAAGCGUGGACGCCGACAAAGCGGAUCAGUUCAAGCGGAUAAAUUAUGAUAAAAAUUUGCGAAAUAUAAAGCCUAAGUCACCCGGGAUAGUGGACGACGACGGGCCACAUAAAGGUUGUCAGACGGAUGAGGCGUGGAUAUUGACAUAUAGGGAUUUGCAAUUCGCAUCAAUAGCGUCAACUCCAACGUCGCCACCAUCCCCAGCGUCACCGUCACAGUCGCACUCGUUCCUCUCAACGUUACUGGGUCGUAGUGCACCUACAGUGGCUCCCCCUGCAGGUGGCAUGCAGAAGUCGCGGUCGUCGAGCAGCGUGGUGCAGAGUGUCAGUAAACGGCUAUGGCGGACGAGGAGCCGAAGUUCGAGUCGCGCUACAGCUACCUGGACGCCUCAGGGCAGUUGUUGCUGGGUAGACGGCAGCGGGCGGUGCGUGCGCCUCACCGACACCUCGCUCCUCACCCUCACCGAGGUGGAGCGGCGCGCGCUGCAGCAGGUCGCGCUCGCCAAGCUCCAGGAGAUGAAGCUGGGCACACCCAUCAAGAUACCAGAAGAGAACGCGGUAGCGCCGUCUACGAAGCCGAAGAGACGGGCGAUUCUCAUGAAAAGGAAGGCGCUGACCACCGGCUUCUUCGACCAGAGUCGGACCAAGGACGACAAAGACAAAGACUCAAGUGUUGGGAGCAUGUUCGGUGUACCACUGGCUCAGUGUGUGGAGACAGAGAAAGCAUUGAGGCGACAGCAUGGUGGCUCCAGAGCAUCACUUACUUCGCUUGGAGCUCUAGAGAAAGGGGAUGAUAGUGAAUCCUGCGACUCUGGCGAUUGGGGUUGGUCAGGGCUGGAAGAAUCCGGCGGGCCAAGGGUCCCAGCGUUGGUGACAGCGUGUUUAGCUCACUUGCGUCGGCACUGUUUGCACACAAUUGGACUCUUCAGGGUAUCAGGAUCCAAGAAAAGGGUCAGACAGAUGCGGGAAGAAUGGGAACGAGGUACAUGUUCAGCGGUUGACGCCUCGGCUUGUCCACACGACGUGGCCGCUCUAUUGAAGGAGUUCCUGCGAGACCUGCCCGAUCCCCUUCUCUGCAGAGAUUUGUACCAACCUUUCUUGCAGACACAGAAAAUUCGAAGUCGUCGUCUCCAGUGGGAAGCCUUGAAGCUCAUAGUGCAGCUUCUCCCGGCAGCCCAUCGUGACACCCUGAACGCUCUUCUGUCAUUCCUGGCGCAACUUGCAACUCAUUCUGAGGACGACCACCAGCCAGGAAACAAAAUGGACGCUGCGAACCUGGCCACUAUUUUCGCGCCAAAUAUAUUGCACAGAAACAAGCCUAAUGAAGCAGCAAGUGCUGAGCAGUUGUCGGAGCGCGUGGACGUGAUCAACGUGGUGCGGCAACUAGUGGAGAGGCAGGCGGAGUUGUGGGCGCUGCCGGCGGCCACGCUGCACCUGGCUUACGUGCAGCUACUGCACGCGCAGCCUGCACACCUGGACGCGUUGCUGCUGCGCCGCGCACAAAAUAUGCCAGUGCCUGCAUCGGUGGUGGACGGGGCGAGCGUGGUGGGCGCGACGCCGGCUGGCGGCGGCGGCGGCGGCGGCGGCGGCGCGGACGGCGCGGCGCGGCGCGUGUGGUCGCGCGAGGAAUUCCUGCACGGCGCCGCCGCCACCGGCGGACACCACACCGACAAUGCCAGACGCAGUACUGACAAAACAUACUCCCGCACGAGAAGAACGAGGGAAACUGCCUCUGACACAUCAUCGGGGUCGUUUUCCUCCACUAUGACUAUAGUUACCAGCAGUGGCGGUGUGAGCAGCGGCGUGGGCGGCGUGCGCGUGCGCAGCGGCGACGAGCACGGCGGCGGCGCCGCGCGCGCAGACUCCGCGCCCGACUCCAACGACUCCGCCUCCGACUACAACGAGACACUAGGCGGCUCAGACGACGACAGCUGCGUGAUCACAGCAUCGCUUCAUAUCCCAGCUGCGUCAGUGUCUCGGGCAAGACCGGCGCCUCCGCCGCGGCGUAGAUCUACCUCCGGCUCGGAAUCUUCGGCCAAACGAGAUUCGGCGGUGGGCUCGUCGCCGUCGGCUUUCGGUUCUUCGGCGGCGUCGUCCGCCGCGUCGGCUUCGGCGUCGGCGUCGGCGGCGUCAAGCCCACCCGCGUCUCCGCCACCGGUACUGGCUGGCUCUGUGUCGACGGCAGCGCUGCGAGUAACGCUGUCCGCUGCGGGCGAGGUGCGGCGUGCGUCUGAUAUCGAUAGACUUAUUUCGCUCGGCAGAGAGCGUAACACAUCAGACGCGCGAGCUGUAGUGCUCCGACAACACGACGAGAGCAGCAGCAGAACGAGGGUAUCAAGCAGACAGGAACAGUCAGUGAGGAAAGAGGAACAGUCAGUCAGGAGAGAGGAACAGUCAGGGAGGAGAGAGGAGAGGCGAGAAGGCACCACAUUGUACAAGAGAGGAGAACUCAUAUCUAGUGCACGGUCGUCAACAACAUGACAUAUUAUUUACGUGUUUUUAUACAUAAACGUCUAUUUAUCA